Molecule: messenger RNA, 1815 nt
Organism: Rotaria sordida
Lineage: Eukaryota; Metazoa; Rotifera; Eurotatoria; Philodinida; Philodinidae
Source: the annotation of a GenBank genome assembly
AUGGCAUCAAAUCCAAAAGUACUAAAACGAUUCUUUAGUGAACAAGGUCGUCAAAAUUAUGCUUAUAUUAGUGAAGAAAAUGAAACAAAUAUGACAAUGCUAUCAUUACUCAAACAAUAUCACCGAAUACCUUUCGAGCAUGAUCAACAGUCGAAGAAGAAUUUUCUUUCUCAAUUCAAACUACAAGCUGAACAUAAAAUUGAUAAUUUCGGAAAGGAAGCAGGACAUGAUAGUGGUUUAUUCGAGACAUUGACAGUCAGUGAUGUCAUAUCAAUACCAGAAGAUUCAAAAAAUAAUAUUAUUAGUGUCUCGUCCAUACCAUCUCAUACUAUUGUUGAAACGAAUGAAAAUUCUCAUCGUGAAAUGAAAUCGGGUAGUCAACGAUUCCGUUGGAAUCUUUUGUUCAAUGUUCUAGUUUGGUCGAUUGUACCACUUCCAUUUUGGAUACCUUUUGUUUCCAAUAGACUUGCCUACUUAUUAUUACCAUGCAUUCAAGGUGUAUUCGUUUUCAUGUGGUUAAUUAUUGCUAUAUUGGCUCUGAAAAAUUCUUUAAUUUUGUAUCUAAAUCGUUCUCAUGAUUUCACUAAAGAAUAUGUUGGUUACGAGAAGAUACCCAUUCGUCAUAUUGUGACAAUUAGUUGUUACAAAGAACCUGUGGAUUUGAUUGCGAGAAGUGUUCAAACAGUAGCAGAUCAAACUGAAGUUCAUCGAAUAACAAUGGUUAUUUCAUUUGAACAGCGAACGCCCGAUAAAGAAAAAAAAUGUCAAUUUUUGCAAGAAAAAUUUCAAAAUUGUGGCUUCGAAAAGAUUAUAUUCACAAUUCAUCCUUUUGGUUUGCCCAAUGAAAUACCAGGAAAAUGUUCAAAUUCAAAUUAUGGUCUGCGUAUGGCUGUCAAAGAAAUGAAUAUUACUGACGAUGAAAUGGAUAAUAUUUUGGUAACAACUUGUGAUGCAGAUUCUAAAUUUUCACCCCAAUAUAUUGCUGCAUUAACUAGCAAAUAUCUGAAAGAAAAUCGACCAGCAUUAACUACAAUCUAUCAGGCACCUUUAUUUUAUAAUUGGAAAUUGGAUAGCCUAUCGUUUGUUACUCGUGUAACAGGAUUGUUACGUAGUUUGCUCAUGUUAGGUGCACUAAUUCCGUUCAAUAUUAACACAAUGAGCAUUUUCUCAUUUUCCUUACGUUUAGCAAAAGAAGGAGAUUUCGUACAUCCUGCCUAUCAAAUGGAUGAUAUCAUAUGUCUCAUUCGAUGGAUGGGCGUAACACAAAAACGAUUGCGAAUAUCCAUGAUACCUGUGCCAGUAGUGAGUGGACCUACAUUAGGAGAAACAAUUGAAACAGAAAUCAUCGAAUGGACAAGACAAGCACGUCGUUGGACAAUUGGAGCAGCCGAAGUAUUUCAUUAUUUCAUUAUCAAAUCAAGACGUAUGCCAGCAAUAGCUGCAUGUUCUUGGGGUAUUGUUUUUCUUAUUUAUUAUGGUGUUUUAUUGUGUACUAGUGGUUUGUUUGGUCUAACGGCAACUUUGUCAAUAGCUUUACUUAUCAAAGAUGUUCCAGUAGUGAUCUCGAAUAUCAUGUAUGGUUUAUUGGGUUUACAAAUGCUAACAUUUUCAGUUGCAUUCUUCAUCGAUGCAUUCAUUGCUAAACUAUUGAAUGUCAAUGAAUGUAUUUGUCUUAUACGAAAUUUAUUUCAUUUUAUAACAACUCCAUUUGUCCUUUUGGGUUAUUCUUUUGUUGAAUUUUAUGCGUUACAUGAAGUCGUCAUUUUCGGAAAGAAAGUAUGCAAACAUGGUGCAUCGAAAAAAGUAGCUCUCUAA